GGUGCUGCCGCUUCCGGUCCGGGUAAAGGCUGCUGAGGUAUGCUGCAUGGUCUGUGUCGGGCCGAGACAGCUUUCUGAGGGCAAGUCACCGGGUCAAGAGGCGAGCACCGGCGUGUAGACUCAGAAGUCUAGAGUCUAGUGGUAAGAUCGGAACAACAACCAGGAACUUGAAUACGAUCUAACCUCUGUUUCCGAGGGGGUAACUUCAACGGGGAACCCCUCUGCCCUGGUAACGGCCAAAGAGGAGAUGGCGCCAGUCAGGGAGCGGCCGUGGCCGACAAAGUGAGGAAGCGCGAAGGCGGAGCAGCCGGAGAAGCCUCGGGAGAAAACACCAGAGCCAUCGCUGCCGCCACCGCCGCUACCACCAUGGAAGGAGCAAAGCCGACAUUGCAGCUCGUGUACCAGGCAGUGCAGGCGCUCUACCACGACCCAGAUCCCAGCGGAAAGGAGCGCGCCUCGUUCUGGCUUGGGGAGCUGCAGCGUUCGCCUCUUUGAAAUGUGCUGCUAGUGGGAGCUGCAGCUUCCUCCUGCUGACUCUGAGCCCCAGGCUUCGGUUGAGAUGGUCCUUUCAGAAAUGUGGAGCUUAGUCCAAGCCUGGAUUUCAGUGGGUAGCACCUGGCAUCUGUGGCUAGAAAGUCCUAUGAAGUGUUCAUGCAUGGGAGAUUUCAGACCAGUUGUUACAGAUCCGGCAAGAUGUGGAAUCAUGCUAUUUUGCUGCACAGACCAUGAAAAUGAAGAUUCAGACCUCAUUUUAUGAGCUCCCCACAGACUCUCAUGCCUCUUUACGGGACUCAUUACUAACCCAUAUCCAGAACUUGAAAGACUUGUCACCUGUCAUUGUAACUCAGCUGGCUUUAGCAAUAGCAGACCUUGCUCUACAGAUGCCUUCCUGGAAGGGAUGUGUACAAACAUUGGUAGAAAAAUAUAGCAAUGAUGUAACUUCUCUGCCUUUUCUGCUGGAGAUCCUUACAGUGUUACCUGAAGAAGUACAUAGUCGUUCCUUACGAAUUGGAGCUAACCGGCGCACAGAAAUUAUAGAAGAUUUGGCCUUCUAUUCUAGUACAGUGGUAUCUCUAUUGAUGACUUGUGUAGAAAAAGCAGGAACAGAUGAGAAAAUGCUUAUGAAGGUCUUUCGCUGUUUGGGAAGUUGGUUUAACUUAGGAGUUUUGGACAGUAACUUCAUGGCUAACAAUAAGUUACUAGCACUCCUUUUUGAGGUUUUGCAACAGGAUAAGACCUCAUCCAACCUACAUGAAGCUGCUUCAGACUGCGUAUGCUCAGCUCUGUACGCCAUUGAGAAUGUGGAAACCAACUUGCCAUUAGCCAUGCAACUUUUUCAAGGAGUCCUGACAUUGGAGACUGCCUAUCAUAUGGCUGUGGCACGUGAAGAUUUAGACAAAGUUCUGAAUUACUGCCGUAUUUUCACUGAACUGUGUGAAACUUUCCUUGAAAAAAUUGUUUGUACUCCAGGCCAAGGCCUUGGGGACCUACGAACUCUAGAACUGCUUCUUAUCUGUGCAGGACACCCUCAAUAUGAGGUAGUAGAAAUUUCCUUUAACUUUUGGUACCGACUAGGGGAGCAUUUAUACAAAACUAAUGAUGAAGUUAUUCAUGGCAUCUUCAAAGCUUACAUUCAAAGGCUGCUUCAUGCCUUGGCUCGCCACUGCCAGCUGGAACCAGACCAUGAGGGGGUUCCUGAGGAGACUGAUGACUUUGGGGAGUUUCGGAUGAGGGUGUCAGACCUGGUGAAGGACUUGAUUUUCUUGAUUGGGUCUAUGGAGUGUUUUGCUCAGUUAUAUUCUACUCUGAAAGAAGGCAACCCACCCUGGGAGGUGACAGAAGCGGUUCUCUUUAUCAUGGCUGCUAUAGCAAAGAGUGUUGAUCCGGAGAACAAUCCAACACUUGUGGAGGUCCUAGAAGGAGUUGUCCGUCUCCCAGAGACCGUACAUACAGCUGUGCGAUACACCAGCAUUGAAUUGGUUGGAGAGAUGAGCGAAGUGGUUGAUCGAAAUCCUCAGUUCCUUGACCCUGUGUUGGGCUAUUUGAUGAAAGGACUGUGUGAAAAACCUCUGGCUUCUGCUGCAGCCAAAGCCAUUCAUAACAUUUGCUCUGUCUGCCGAGACCACAUGGCUCAGCACUUUCAUGGACUCCUAGAGAUUGCCCGUUCCCUUGAUUCCUUCAUGUUGUCUCCAGAGGCUGCUGUGGGCUUGCUAAAAGGGACAGCACUUGUCCUAGCCAGAUUACCUUUGGAUAAGAUUACUGAAUGUCUUAGUGAACUAUGUUCUGUUCAGGUUAUGGCAUUGAAAAAGCUGUUGUCUCAGGAGCCCAGCAACGGCAUAUCCUCAGAUCCCACUGUGUUCUUAGAUCGCCUUGCAGUGAUAUUUAGACACACCAAUCCCAUUGUGGAAAAUGGACAGACUCAUCCGUGCCAAAAAGUCAUACAGGAAAUAUGGCCAGUUUUAUCUGAGACUCUAAAUAAGCACCGGGCUGAUAAUCGGAUUGUAGAACGUUGUUGCAGAUGCCUCCGUUUUGCUGUUCGCUGUGUAGGCAAAGGAUCUGCAGCCCUGCUGCAGCCACUAGUCACACAGAUGGUGAAUGUUUACCAUGUACAUCAGCAUUCCUGUUUCCUGUACCUUGGUAGUAUCCUUGUGGAUGAGUAUGGCAUGGAAGAGGGCUGCCGGCAGGGACUACUAGACAUGCUCCAGGCACUGUGCAUGCCCACCUUUCAGCUCUUAGAACAGCAGAAUGGGCUCCAGAAUCACCCUGACACUGUGGACGACCUAUUCAGGCUAGCCACCAGGUUUAUUCAGCGUAGCCCUGUUACCUUGCUGAGGAGCCAGGUUGUCAUCCCUAUCUUACAAUGGGCCAUUGCCUCUACUACCCUGGACCACCGGGAUGCCAACUGUAGUGUCAUGAGGUUCCUACGAGACCUCAUCCACACAGGGGUAGCCAAUGAUCAUGAAGAAGACUUUGAAUUACGGAAAGAACUGAUUGGACAGGUGAUGAACCAGCUUGGACAGCAACUUGUAAGCCAGCUGCUUCACACGUGCUGCUUCUGUCUCCCCCCAUACACCCUACCAGAUGUGGCCGAAGUGCUCUGGGAGAUCAUGCAGGUUGACAGACCAACUUUUUGUCGAUGGUUAGAGAAUUCCUUGAAAGGUUUGCCAAAGGAGACAACCGUGGGAGCUGUCACAGUGACACACAAACAACUUACAGAUUUCCACAAACAAGUCACUAGUGCUGAGGAAUGUAAACAAGUUUGCUGGGCCUUGCGAGACUUCACCAGGUUGUUUCGAUAGCUCAUACUCCUGCACUGUGCCUGUCACCCAGGAAUGUCUUUUUUAAUUAGAAGACAGGAAGAAAACAAAAAUCAGACUGUGUCCCACAAUCAGAAACCUCCAUUGUGGCAGAGGGGCCUUCACCGCCACCAGGGCCUCCCGCCAGACAGGGAGAGACUCCAGCCUUCCAAGGCCAUCCUGAGGAGUUCCUGUUUGGGGGUGUGAGGGAAAAUCAGCGCGGUUUAAAAAAGAUGGCUGCGGCCUGUGCAGCGUGGUGGGAGGUGAGCUGGUUUCCUGGUGAACUUGUUUCUAAAAGGAAAAAUAAUUUUAAAGAAAUAAAAAAGAAAAAAAAAAAAGGAAAACUAAA
Molecule: messenger RNA, 3645 nt
Organism: Orcinus orca (killer whale)
Lineage: Eukaryota; Metazoa; Chordata; Mammalia; Artiodactyla; Delphinidae
Gene: TNPO3
Product: transportin 3
Exons: 24
Coding region: 726-3299 (857 amino acids)
Biological process (GO): protein import into nucleus
Cellular component (GO): cytoplasm; nuclear membrane
Source: RefSeq, a predicted model, not a curated record